GACAAAGACAAAGACAAAGACACAGACAACAACGGAGGAAAUUAAAACCCAAAGAAAAAAUAAAAAGUUUUGAGGAGAGAGAAAAAGAUCGAAAGAGAGAAGAGGAGAAUCGAGACAGAUUGAUGGGAUUUGUUUGCUGCUGCUGAUAAGUUUGAAUACAAAAAAUUUAAAUUAAGCCUCGUUUUAUUUUUCCAGAUUCGACAUUCGAUCUUUUUUAUUUGAUUUAUAUAAUUCUGGGUAAAAAAUUGACAUGUUGAGCUAGUGCCCAGAUUCGAUUCCGUUGAUAAUUCCGUCUUUUGCAUCAAACCCUUAUCCAAAAAUUCGAUUUUUAAUUGACCCAUUACAGGAAUUUGAUCGAAACACUUUCCUGGGUCGAUGAAUUUUUGUGGGUUUGUGUUUUUUUGGAGGGUUUGAGGUUGUAGGUUUGUUUGUGUUUUUGGGGAAAAUAAGGUUUGCUACUGAAUGGGUGAUUUUCGGGAACCAAACGGUGUCGUUUUGGAAGAAUCUCCGGUAUCAUCUUCAUCUUCUCUAUCCACUUUCAGCCCGGAAGUGUGGGCCCGGGCCGAGCAGGCGACCGAUGAAAUAAUCCGACAGGUUCAACCCACUGUUGUGUCGGAGGAGAGGAGACGAGAUGUUGUUGAUUAUGUUCAAAGGCUUUUUAAAGGCUAUCUUGGUUGUGAGAUUUUUCCUUUCGGAUCAGUACCAUUGAAGACUUAUCUUCCUGAUGGUGACAUUGAUCUUACUGCGUUUUGUGGUUUUAAUCUAGAGGAAGCGUUUGCAAAAGAUGUAUUCUCUGUCCUAGAAGCAGAAGAUCAUAACCCUGCUUCUGAAUUCGUUGUAAAGGAUGUGCAAUAUAUUCGUGCAGAGGUUAAACUUGUAAAAUGCCUGGUACAGAAUAUUGUUGUAGACAUAUCGUUUAAUCAGAUAGGAGGAUUGUGCGCGCUUUGUUUUCUUGAGGAGGUUGAUCGUUUGAUUGGCAAAGAUCACCUAUUUAAGCGCAGUAUCAUUUUAAUUAAGGCCUGGUGUUAUUAUGAGAGCCGUAUACUGGGUGCACAUCAUGGUUUAAUAUCUACAUAUGCCUUAGAGACGCUGGUUUUGUACAUUUUCCAUCUCUUCCAUUCAUCUCUGAGUGGCCCUUUGGCAGUUCUACAUAAAUUUUUGGAUUACUUCAGCAAAUUUGACUGGGAAAAUUUGUGUGUGAGCUUAAGUGGUCCAGUCCAUGUAUCAACGUUGCCGGAAAUUGUGGCCGAGAGUCCAAAAAGCAGCGGGGAUGAUUUAUUGUUGAGUGAUGAAUUUAUGAGGGAAUGUGUAAAGAAAUUCUCAGUCCCUUCCAGAGGAAACGAGACAAAUUACAGGAUAUUUAUGCAGAAGCAUCUUAAUAUAGUUGAUCCACUAAAAGAAAAUAACAAUCUCGGCCGCAGUGUCAGUAAAGGGAACUUCUUCCGCAUAAGGAGCGCUUUCUCAUACGGAGCUCGGAAACUUGGUCAGAUUUUGUUGCAGCCUGAGGAAAGCAUAGCUGAAGAAGUUCGUAAGUUUUUUACUAACACACUGGAUAGACAUGGAAAAGGACAGAGGCCUGAUGUUCAGGACCUUCUGCUAACAUCUGGGUGCAAUGGGUUUGUCCCUGAGAGGUUCAUAUCUGAAGCUGAGUCUAGUUUAGAUGAUACUUGUGUUGUUGAAGAAAUAUCUGUCGAUUUCAGUAACCAAUCCUCUGAAUAUAGUUUAGGUUCUAGGGAAACAAGACACGGUGUAGUUAGUAGCUUUAGAAAGCCUGGAGCUUAUUUGGAGGGAACUGAAAUUGAACAUCAUAGAGGUAUAGACGGAGCAGUUCCCUUUAGAACUUUACCAGAAGCUCAGUAUUCUGAAGAUGAACUUCCUGCUUCUGCAAGCCACGGUUCUGAUGAUGCUAUUCAUCAUUCCACAUACGGGAUUCAGGAUCUUAGAAUAACAGAACACAGUGAUAAACCUUCCGCAUAUUUAGAAGAGGAUAAAGAAUCUCCAUUACAGAACGUAGAUCAUGCACCUAGUCUUAUUCUUUCACAUCCCUUAGAGAAUGGAAAGAUGGAAAAUGGAGAUUUGGGUGACGAGCAACCCACAGAGUCUUCUCUUUUCACUCUCGGUAGAAAGGUUAACGGGAGACCACACACAUGUCAUGAUGGUAGAAAUUUCACAUCUGGGGAGCAGGAAAAUAGUCAUUUGUGCAAUAUUCUGGACUCCAACUCUAGUUAUUCAUCCAUGAAUGCAAAUGCAAAUGCAAAUGCAAACUGCUUCCGGAAUUCACAUUCUGUUUAUCGUAAUAGUCAUUCCUUGACAGCUGGAAAUCACGAAACAGUGAAAAUCCAUCCUGAUCUCUCGGGGGAUGUUGACAGUCAUCUUGAAAAUUUGGGAUAUGGACGAUGGUGGUACGAUCAUGGGUUGCAAAUGACAACCCCGCCAAUUCAUCUGACCCUGCCUCCCAUGUUCCAACCAAAAAAUCCAUGGGAUGCUGUACGUCAGUCGGUGCAGUUCAGGCGGGAUGUCGUCCCUCAAAUGAAUGUCUCAAGACCUCCCUUCUUUCCCAUGAAUUCUCCUGUAGUACAUGGUGCUUUUAAUGUGGAUGAGAUGACAAAAGCUCGAGGAACUGGAACUUAUUUUCCCAUCACGAAUCAUCACUCAUACAGAGAAAGGCCCUACUUAAAAGGGAAGUCUCAGGGACAAUUGAAGUCUCCUAGGACCAAUGGUCGAGGUCCAGGAUAUUUAGAUAGAAACCCACAUGUACAAUCUCCUGGUCGUCAUGGACCUCAUGGUGUUGGGAGGCCCAAGUCUUCAGAUUCAUUUGAAAUAUCACCUAGGGGAAAGGUCUACAAAGAAGUCAAUGGAUUUUCUCAUACUUCUGAGAAGGCCAUUGAUUUUGUUGCUCCCGGGAACCCUCCAUUGGAAGCCGCCUUCCAAGAGACAGAGAGUUGCGGGCCGCUCGAUUCAGUCCCCUCUCCUGGAAGCCAAAAUGGGGAGUCUGUGUUUGUUGUGAAUGAUGACAGGCUCUCUCUGCAGGCUUACCACCUUAAAGAUGACGAGGACUUCCCACCUUUGUCUAUUUGAGAGAGGCGUAGCUAAAAGCUUGAAAUCAGAUAGCAAAGGGUUUAGAGGCAGUUUUGUACAUUUUACAAAGUUGUGUUGGAUUACGUUAAGCUUUAUAGCCCACAGUUAAGGAGCUAUAUUACUCAUAGGAACCUAGUUGAUGAUACUAACGCCGUUCUUUUUUGGUAAUCCUUGUUGCAUUUGUAGAUAAAUUUUGAAAUGCAAAUCUUGUAGAUGUUUAGUGUAACUUCAUAUAUCAAAGGAGUGUAUUCUUUUUUGAAGUUGGAAUACUACUGUUUAGUGUUUACAAAUCCUUUGAGCAUUUUGUUGA
Spinacia oleracea (spinach) is the source of this 3388-nucleotide messenger RNA. RefSeq lists its product as uncharacterized. The transcript is spliced from 9 exons. Lineage: Eukaryota; Viridiplantae; Streptophyta; Magnoliopsida; Caryophyllales; Amaranthaceae. The record is from RefSeq and is a predicted model, not a curated record. Bases 463 to 3078 code for a protein of 871 amino acids.